UUGAAAUGUGGUACUUUCUCAAGCAAUUUAAUAUAUUUAAAAUUUUGUUAUUAAUAGGAUCCUGUCGUGUGGCAAAAUGUGAGCCCAACUGGAGUUAUGAGUUACUCUCGAUUAAGCUGGACUCCGAAACAGAGUUAUUUAAAGGUGAUUUAUAUGUAAAACGUCUUUCACGUGGCCUUUAUGCAGUUUCAGGCACUUUAAAUAUUGGCAUGGAUUUAAACAAUAACACUAUAGUAUGUGCCGAUGUCUAUUAUAGUUUUACGAGUAUGGAUUAUAUACGUACACCCUUUAGUGUACCCAAACAACCUAUGCCGCAAUUUAUAAAGACUCUAUACAAGGAUAUGCUAUUGGAAAGUCUUUUGAAAUGUUCGACAAAUCCCCCCGAUCUGGAAUUUGAUGGUGUCAUUACAAAACGUCUAGUAGAAUUGAAUGAUUGUAUUAUAUCGAAUGAAAAUAUGCCAUCACAUAUGAAAAGUGGAUUUUAUAAGAUUAUCUUUGGCAUGCAAAAACAAGUAACGGCGCAAUUGGAAAUUAUUGUCAAGAUUGAUCAAAAGGAUUGAAAAGGAAGUUUAAGAAGGGUCUAGUAUAAAUUAACACAUUUUUUUAAAAUAAUUAAACAAACUAAAUUAUUUCCAAAUAA
Lucilia cuprina (Australian sheep blowfly) is the source of this 640-nucleotide messenger RNA. RefSeq lists its product as uncharacterized. The transcript is spliced from 2 exons. The record is from RefSeq and is a predicted model, not a curated record. Lineage: Eukaryota; Metazoa; Arthropoda; Insecta; Diptera; Calliphoridae. Bases 6 to 560 code for a protein of 184 amino acids.